Paramisgurnus dabryanus is the source of this 4387-nucleotide messenger RNA. It is a transcript of the gene shrprbck1r, whose product is annotated as sharpin and rbck1 related. The record is from RefSeq and is a predicted model, not a curated record. Gene Ontology annotation, molecular function: ubiquitin binding; ubiquitin-protein transferase activity. Lineage: Eukaryota; Metazoa; Chordata; Actinopteri; Cypriniformes; Cobitidae. Gene Ontology annotation, cellular component: LUBAC complex. Gene Ontology annotation, biological process: positive regulation of canonical NF-kappaB signal transduction; protein linear polyubiquitination; proteasome-mediated ubiquitin-dependent protein catabolic process.
CGUUUCUCGUAGUCUUUGCUGUUUCUUCCUGCUCUGACGCUGGACUGUGGUCCUUAUGAAACUAAAACAACGACGAUGACAAGGCCGCUACUUCUGUAUAAGUGUUCGCAUAGGGGAGUUGUAGGAAAUCUUAAAAACACAUAUUAGAGCAGAUAACCGCGUUGGUAGUGAGGUGACAAAACGAUACAUCCCCGCCUGAAGUAGUCAGCCGCGGCAUGUCGCUGAGCUCAGGCGGGUGGACUCACACACCUCCGCCACCGGCCCAGCCUCAUCUCGGCCAUGAGGCCUCGCAGUCGGGUUGCAACACUGUUUUGAUGUCGGUAAAGGUGUCAGUAUGCCACUCUGGUAUACGACCACUUUGUCUCCCGGGCGCUGGAAACGAAUCUCUCCGUCUUCAGCUAAGCAUGGACCCGGGGAAGGCAGGGGAAUUCCGCCUCGCGUUACGGGACAUCAGCGGAUCAGCUGCUGGACGUAGUGUGUCCAUUGCUGAGUUUGACCUCAAGACUGUUCGCUAUGAAGUCAAGUCACCACAGUGCCAUGAACUGAGUUUGGCUGCACCUCCACACGAUAAGAUUACAUUCAACUUCCGCUGUGAACAGGAAGCACAAGAAUGGGCCACUGUGGUAAUGUCAUCGCUCCGCGAAGCUCAUAGAGUGGCGAUUAGCUCCCCUCCUGAGGAUGGACAAGUGCUUCCUCAGGCUCUGGAUUUAAAGAGCACUGCACCUGUGCAACGUACAGAGGAGAUAUGUGCAGAGCUGGUUAGUGCUAUAGAGGCGGGUGAUGUUCGGGCAGCAUCCGUUUAUGCAUCGUCCUUGGCUAAACAAAAAGCUGCUUUGUGCAUUAAACCCUCUAAACAAAAUUACACUGACAUAGAAAUUGGCCUGGCUGUAGUUGUGGAGGACGCUUCCUCUUCCUGUUGUGUCACAGUGAAAGUCUUCCCUCACUCCACCAUUGGUGCUCUCAAACAGCAAGUCUUCACAGAUUAUGGUUUUCAUCCACGUGUUCAACGUUGGGUCAUCGGUCAGUCCUUGUGCUCUGAUCAUCGGUCCCUGGCGUCUUAUGGAGUUCAGCGAGAUGGCGAAACUGCGUUCCUCUAUCUGAUUUCUGCCAGUCAGGCUCGUCUCAGUCGAGGAAUAUACCAACAAGAUCAAGAGACUGCUUUACUCAUGCCAACAUCUAACCAGUCCUACCAAGAACCAUCUACCAAUGGGCCGGCGGCUCUGAAUGCAGCAUCAAGGCCAUACAGCACCCUGCCCACAAGACUGCACAACAGCCAUAAUAGCAACAAUGCUGGUGGGACAGAGAGGUUGGGUUUGGGUGAAAUCCGUGACUUGAUCAACCUUGAGAUGCCACAGCUGAAAGAAGCAAUGGCGCCCAACCGAACAAAUACACAGUUGGGAUGGGCCUGCCCGAGCUGUACAUACAUUAAUAAACCAACACGGCCAGGCUGUGAAAUGUGUAGCGCAGACAGACCCGAAAGCUACACUGUUCCCGGUAACUACAGACCAGAUGCUCUGGAGCUACGACGGAUUCAGCAAGAAAAAGAAGCAAUCAGACAGUACCAACAGGCCAGAGAAGCAGAGCGCAGGGAGAACUUUGCACGUCUGGUACAAAUUGAUGGACAGGAUCUGGUUCCUAACCCAGAGAGGGUGGAGUGCAGGAUCUGCUACGUGGAGCUUGAAUCUGGAGAAGGAGUCCUGCUCCGAGAAUGCCUUCACUGUUUCUGCAGAGAGUGUCUGCGCUCUGUGAUUCUGAUGUCUGAGGAUCCUCAGGUGGCAUGCCCAUACAGAGACGAUGCCUAUGCUUGUGACUGCAUCCUGCAAGAGAGAGAAAUCAGAGCUCUGGUAUCAGUAGAAGAUUAUGAGCGCUGGCUCCAGAGAGGUCUGUCUGUGGCAGAGUCUCGAUGUGAGGGAAGCUAUCACUGUGCAACUGCUGACUGUCCAGGCUGGUGUGUUUAUGAAGAUACUGUCAACUCUUUCCAUUGCCCAGUCUGCAAAAAACACAACUGCCUGCUCUGCAAGGCCAUUCAUGAAGGAAUGAACUGUAAGCAGUAUCAGGACGACAUAGCAGCCCGUGCCAUCAAUGACUCUGCAGCUCGAAGAACCAGAGAUCUGCUAAAGACUCUUGUUAACUCUGGAGAGGCGAUGCAUUGUCCCCAGUGCGGCAUUAUUGUGCAGAAAAAGGAGGGCUGUGAUUGGCUCCGAUGUACUGUCUGCCACACUGAGAUCUGCUGGGUCACCAGAGGGCCACGCUGGGGACCUAAAGGUCCUGGAGACACAAGUGGAGGCUGCCGCUGUAAUGUUAACAAACAGAGAUGCCACCCAAAAUGCCAGAAUUGUCAUUAAGCGAGGGAGAGAGAGAGAGACAGGAAGAAGAACAAAGGGCAAGAAUACAGAACGAGAGACAGGCAAAAUGAGGUGAGAGAGAGAUACAGAUUAGUGAAAUCCUUGGAUACUAUAUGGACACCAUGAAAACUGUUGACAUAAGACAUACACCUUUAGAGUCAUGUUACUACCAGAAUCUUCAGUUUCUGACACUCUUAAGGAAGUUAAGAGCACAGCUUCGACGUAUUUUAGGAUUUCUGAGCAGCAAUGUGUAGUUCUGUUGUAAAACAAAUGUAGGAGUGGUGCUAUUUAUGUCAAUAGGUAAUUAAACAAAUGUAGGCACCAAGGGGGCAUCCAGAUUAAAACUAACAUGGACCCCUUCUAUUGGACAACUACGGUACUUUACUCUAGUCCUCAUGCUAAUGUGUAGCUUUCUACUGCAAUUAUUGUAAUGGUCACAGAAAUGCUUUAAAUUCUUCUCAACUUUAUGUUAAUCAAAUAUUACUUCAUGAGCAGCUGAAUCUUUAAAAAUAGUUUAUUUAGGAUAAGCUGACAAGCGUUACGUUUGAGUUUGUGGUUGCCAAGCAUCAAUAUGUUUAUACAGCUACAAAAUGAAAAUUAUUCAUUGUAAGUGUUGCAACUUUAUUUUAAAGAAUUGUUCAACCACCUUUAUAAUUUACUCACCCUCAUGCUAUCACAAAUUUGUAUGACUGACUUUUUUCAGCUAAACACAAUUAUCACUUUAAUAGCUGUUAUGAUUUUUCGUCAUGAGGGUAACUAAAUUAUGAGAACUGUCAAUUUUGGGUGAACUGUUCCUUUAAGGUAAGAUCUUUACUUGGAGGGGUCUUGAAUUGUUGAUGUCAAUUUCUAAAGAAUCAAUCUUUUGAACGGGUUUUUCCGAACCAAAAGCGGCAUUGUUACAAACAGUAUUAUUUAAUAAAAAAUGUGUUUUAUUACAAAAUUGAAACUAGGAAAUUUUAAAUAGUGCUGACUCUAAAACUUUUUUUUGUGAACCGAUUCAUUGAACUGAAAGGCGCCAAAACAAGAAUGAUCCCAGCAUGACAAAAAUAAAGCCAAAGGUAAUCUGAGGCUGUGGAUGAUAGUUUAAAGCAAGGGAGAGUCUUAAUGCACUUAGGCAAAUACUCAUGUAUUAGACUUGUCUUACUGUUAAAAAAGCUAUAUAACACUGUUACUGUAAAAGUGCCUUUUCUUGACUUCUGUGAUUUUACCACUAACAUUAGCAUUAGUGGAGUGUUAUUAUGUUUUUAUUCAUAUAUAUGUUGCUGUUGUUGUAGAUGCAUGUGAUCCUGAAUAACUUACUGUACUGUCCAGUGCUUCCCUUAAGAACCACAUUUUGCACUUUUGUUCAGUAUGACUAACACAUUUCAGUACAUUAGUGCUUUAAAAUUGUAUUAAUUUGUUGUUUGUUGGAAGUGUUGAUAUGCAGCCUAGACAUUUUUUGUAUUGUUGAUUAAUGUUACAUUGUAAUGCUAUAAUUUAAUGGUCAGGGGCCUGAGGGUUGUGUGUUCGUUCUGGAAGACUGUUAUAAACCAAAAGAUUAUUUUUCACAGGCUUUAAAUCUAUGCACUGUUUUAAAUAUCAUCACCCAAAGAAUUUACUUAUGCCAUCAAAAAGAAAAUAUUUGAAGAAUGGUAUUUUUGCUAUGUUACACAGAAGACAUUAUUUGUGUAAAGGUGUGUAAUUUUACCUUUGUAUUUUGGGGAUUUUAAAGUGUUUGUGUGUAUGUUGUUUCUGAGAAUCCAGUGAGAUAUCAGGUGUAAAUUGCACAGGUCACAAGGUUAGACUGAUAUUACCUUCACAAUUAUUUAAAUACAUGCACUAUAAAGCUCACGAAGUAGAGAGUAGGCUACCUGCGUUUUCAUUAAAAAGGGAAAUAAAUAUAAAAUGUAAAGGUCCCUGCGCCUGCAGAAAUCUUACUAGAAUAAUCUGACCUCAGGGUUAAGUCUUAAGUGUGCCUUUUAGAUUUCACUAUCGAGUACAGUUUGUUUAAAUAUUUAAAACAGCUAAAAUAUUCUGUGUAUUAAAGAUAUGUACUAAUUUUA